This is a messenger RNA of Lodderomyces oxycetoniae, 1125 nucleotides long. RefSeq names its product saccharopine dehydrogenase (NAD+, L-lysine-forming) (gene LYS1). Gene Ontology annotation, cellular component: cytoplasm. Bases 1 to 1125 code for a protein of 374 amino acids. Gene Ontology annotation, molecular function: saccharopine dehydrogenase (NAD+, L-lysine-forming) activity. The record is from RefSeq and is a predicted model, not a curated record. Lineage: Eukaryota; Fungi; Ascomycota; Pichiomycetes; Serinales; Debaryomycetaceae. The transcript has a single exon.
AUGAGUGGAGGACAAGUAACUCUUCAUUUGAGAGCAGAGACGAAACCAUUAGAAGCUAGAGCGGCUUUGACGCCAACUACUACGAAGCAAUUGCUCGAUGCUGGGUUUAAAGUUUUUGUUGAAGAGAGUUCGCAAUCGAUAUUUGAUGCUAAAGAAUAUGAAAAAGUUGGGGCUACAAUUGUUCCCGAAGGAUCAUGGAAAGAGGCACCUAAGGACCGAUUGAUUAUUGGGUUAAAAGAAUUGCCUGAAAACGAAACGUUCCCAUUGGUUCAUGAGCAUAUUCAAUUUGCUCAUUGUUAUAAAAAUCAACUGGGAUGGGAAAAAGUAUUGGGUAGAUUCCCAGCCGGAAAUGGUAUACUUUAUGAUUUGGAGUUUUUAGAAAAUGAUCAAGGAAGAAGAGUUGCCGCAUUUGGUUUCUAUGCUGGGUUUGCAGGAGCCGCGAUUGGUGUUUUGGACUGGGCUUUUAAGCAGUUGAAUAAACCAGAAGAAAACUUGCCUGGUGUUACCCCAUAUCCCAACGAAACAGAGUUAAUUGAAGAUGUAAAAACGGAAUUGGAGAAAGCGUUGGCUAAAAAUGGUGGUAAAUAUCCUACAGCUUUGGUGAUUGGCGCGCUUGGUAGAUGCGGUUCUGGUGCUAUUGAUUUCUUUAAAAAAGUGGGAAUUCCUGAUGAAAAUGUUGUUAAAUGGGAUAUGAAAGAAACUGCCAAAGGCGGACCAUUCAAAGAGAUUAUUGAAACCAAUAUCUUUGUUAAUUGUAUCUAUUUAUCUCAACCAAUUCCACCUUUUGUAGACUAUGAAAGUUUGAAUGUUGAUGAUAGAAAAUUAACUACAAUUGUUGACGUAAGUGCUGAUACUACAAACCCUCAUAAUCCUAUUCCAGUUUAUGAAAUUGCUACCGUCUUUAACGAUCCAACCGUUGAAGUUAAAACCAGUAAAGGCCCUAAAUUAUCUGUUUGUUCUAUUGACCAUUUACCUAGUUUAUUACCAAGAGAAGCCUCAGAAUUUUUCUCAAAAGAUUUAAUGCCUAGUUUGUUGCAAUUACCGGAAAGAGACACUGCAUCAGUUUGGGUUAGAGCUAAGCAGUUGUUUGAUAAGAACGUUGCCAGAUUGGAGGAAAAAAAAUAG